This is a messenger RNA of Peromyscus leucopus (white-footed mouse), 1956 nucleotides long. It is a transcript of the gene Nherf1, whose product is annotated as SLC9A3 regulator 1. Gene Ontology annotation, cellular component: apical plasma membrane. The coding region runs from base 199 to 1266 and encodes 355 amino acids. The transcript is spliced from 6 exons. Gene Ontology annotation, biological process: protein localization to plasma membrane. NCBI's taxonomy places the organism in Eukaryota, Metazoa, Chordata, Mammalia, Rodentia, Cricetidae. The record is from RefSeq and is a predicted model, not a curated record. Gene Ontology annotation, molecular function: signaling receptor binding; protein-membrane adaptor activity.
CUCUGGAACGCUCAGACGCCGCGCAGGGCGGGGAUUGGCUCGCUCCCUUCCUGUGCGUUCGCUGCCGCGGUUCUUGGGACACCUGCUCGCUGUGCCCGGUGAGGUGCUCAGCUCCCAACUCGAGCUCCGCGGCGCGGGAAGAAAGGCCGUGCGUCCCCGGCCUCCGACGGGAACCGCGCUGAGCGUUCGCAGGGCAAGAUGAGCGCGGACGCGGCGGCCGGGGAGCCCCUGCCCCGGCUCUGCUGCCUGGAGAAGGGUCCGAACGGCUACGGCUUCCACCUGCACGGGGAGAAGGGCAAGGUGGGCCAGUUUAUCCGACUGGUGGAGCCGGGUUCGCCGGCCGAGAAGUCGGGGCUGCUGGCCGGGGACCGAUUGGUGGAGGUGAACGGCGAGAAUGUGGAGAAGGAGACGCAUCAGCAGGUGGUGAGCCGCAUCCGCGCGGCGCUGAACGCCGUGCGCCUGCUGGUGGUCGACCCCGCGACGGACGAGCAUCUCAAGAAGCUGGGCGUCCCGGUCGGGGAGGAGCUGUUGCGCGCCCAGAAGUCCGAACAAGCCGAGCCGCCGGCCGCCGCUGACGCACCGGAGGCUGGAGACCAGAACGAGGCCGAAAAGAGUCACCUGGAGCGGCGUGAGCUCCGGCCUCGGCUCUGCAUCAUGAAGAAAGGUCCCAAUGGCUAUGGCUUCAACCUGCACAGUGACAAGUCUAAGCCAGGCCAGUUCAUCCGAGCAGUGGACCCAGACUCACCAGCAGAGGCCUCUGGACUCCGGGCCCAGGACCGCAUUGUGGAGGUCAAUGGUGUCUGCAUGGAGGGCAAGCAGCAUGGAGACGUGGUGUCCGCCAUCAAGGCUGGAGGGGACGAGGCCAAGCUGCUGGUGGUAGACAAGGAAACAGAUGAGUUCUUCAAGAAGUGCAAAGUGAUCCCAUCCCAGGAACACCUGGAUGGCCCCUUGCCUGAGCCCUUCACCAAUGGAGAGAUACAGAAGGAGAACAGCCGUGAAGCCCUGGUAGAGACAGCUUCAGAGAGCCCCAGGCCAGCCCUGGCAAGAUCUGCCUCCAGCGAUACCAGUGAGGAGCUAAAUUCCCAAGACAGCCCCAAGAGACAGGAGUCCACCGAGCCCUCAUCUACCUCCUCCUCCUCUGACCCCAUCUUGGACUUCAACAUCUCCCUGGCUGUGGCUAAAGAGAGAGCCCACCAGAAGCGCAGUAGCAAGCGGGCCCCGCAGAUGGACUGGAGCAAGAAAAAUGAACUGUUCAGCAACCUCUGAGCACCUGAUCACCCGCUAGCCAGUGCUGGAAGGUGGAGCCACCCACCCAUCCACCUGAUCUAGCUCCCCCUUUCCUCCCAGUUGCCCACCAAUCAACAUUCAAAUCAGCAUCAGCACCCCACUUCACCCCACUUCCUGACAAAUGAUUUUCCUAGGAAUUCUUUUCUUCCCUUACCUUAGGGAAGGGGAAUGUUUCUGUCCUGCCCCCUCACUCCUCCCUGAGGGCUUCCUCCUACCAAGUGUCCCCUCACCAGUCUGCCUAGGACAUCCCUGGGACCCUCACCAAGCAAGGACCUUUGGACCAAGUCCUCCCUCAACUACGUGUGACAACCAAGUCCAGGGCUGACCAGGGACUGACUGUAGCGGCCAUUGCUCAUAAUGGACAGGGUGCCCAAGGUCCUCAGAGCUGUGGUUGGGUUUCUUUGGUCCAUUUGACUUUUUUUUUUUUUUUUUUUUUUAAGAGUGUAGUGUUACAGGAUUUAGAGCUGUUCUUGUUUUCAUGAUUCUUGUGAUUUUCCUGGUUGUUUGUACCCAGAGCAUGGCAAUGGCCUCAUCCUUAAAUUUUUGUUUCUACUCUCACCCUGAGAGAUCUGGGCAGCACGGGAAACCCUGGCUGCCUCUGCCUGUCCUGAGCCGGAUGCCACCACUAUAAGGAAAUGCCUUCAGAAAUUCACUGGUUCCUUUAACCUG